GUGCAGGAAGUGCUGUUGGUGUGAGAGUGUGGCGGCUUGCUUAGAAUAUGUGUGAAGUGAGAGACAGAAGACCCCAAUCGUUAAGUGAUGAAGGAUGACGAAGGAUAGGACCCAGAACAAUCCUGUCGUGCUAGAACGGAGGGCACUCUUUUGCUCUUGUGGUGGGAGAAGGUACAAGGAGGCAUGCACUUUCCCUUCUGAGAAUAAUUCCGAAGGACAUUAAGCUCACGCCUGGCACAGGGGGCGUCAGCGAGCCAUCCUUAGCUUGCCAGCGUGGAGCAGUGCCUCGCGACUGCCCGGGUAUUGGACAUAGACCUCUUUAGUGGACAACACAAGUAGUUGUGGAACUCCAAAACAAAGCUUCAAUUAACAGGUCGCACUCUGAAGGCCUGACAUCAGAGAGUCCGACAUGCCUUGCUCUCCGUUCAGAUUCGGGAAGCCAAAGAAGAUCUGGAAACAGGAUGGAGGAGAGCCGCGCAUCUCUAGCGUUCUAGAAGCCCCGCUGUACCAGACUCAUCUGCCCCACACUGGCCCCGCCUUCCUCAAGACUACUGAUUUAUUUGCAAUGAUUGAAAGGAUGCAGAGCAACAGAAUGGAUGAACAGAGGUGUGCCCUUCCUCCCCCCCUCAAGACUGAGGAGGACUAUAUCCCAUACCCCAGUGUCCAUGAGGUGUUGGGCAGAAAGAGCCCCUUCCCCCUCAUCCUGCUGCCCCAAUUCGGGGGCUACUGGAUCGAAGGCACCAAUCACAAGCUGAGCAACGGCACCGACCCCACGCUGCUUCCCUCCCCCAUGUCCUGCCUGAAGCUGGAGUGCAACACCACCGCCAAGAUCUACAGGAAACAGUUCCUGGGCAAGGAGCACUUUAAUUACUACACUGUGGACAGCGCUUUGGGCCACCUGGUCUUCUCUGUUAAAUAUGAAGUGAUCGGAGAGCAGGAACACCUCCGGCUCAUGCUCAGGACCAAAUUGAAAACUUAUCAUGAUGUGAUCCCAAUAUCUUGUCUGACUGAAUUCCCCAACAUUGUCCAGAUGGCCAAGCUGGUGUGUGAGGAGGUGACCGUGGACCGCUUCUUCCCUGUGCUUUACCCAAAGGCUUCAAGGCUCAUUGUCACUUUUGAUGAACAUGUCAUCAGCAACAACUUCAAGUUUGGAGUGAUUUAUCAGACGUUCGGACAGACAUCAGAGGAGGAGCUGUUUGGGAAUAACUUGGAAAGCCCUGCCUUUGUGGAGUUUUUGGAGUUUCUGGGACAAAAGAUCGAGCUCCAUGACUUCAAAGGUUUUCGAGGUGGCUUGGAUGUGACACACGGGCAGACAGGCAUGGAAUCGGUCUACCACAACUUCCACAGCAAGGAAGUGAUGUUCCACGUGUCCACAAAGCUCCCCUACACAGAGGGAGACAUGCAACAGCUCCAGAGAAAGAGGCAUAUAGGAAAUGAUAUUGUAGCCAUUGUGUUCCAAGAAGAGAACACUCCCUUUGUGCCGGACAUGAUUGCGUCGAACUUUCUGCAUGCCUACAUUGUGGUGCAAGUGGAGAACGCCUGCUCUGACAAUGUCCUGUACAAGGUGUCAGUGACAGCCAGAGAUGAUGUCCCAUUCUUUGGACCGGCCCUGCCUGAUCCUGCCAUUUUCAGGAAAGGACCAGAAUUUCAGGAGUUCUUGUUUACUAAGCUGAUCAACGCCGAGUAUGCCUGCUACAAAGCAGAGAAGUUUGCCAAACUGGAGGAGCGCACGAGGGCAGCCCUGCUCGAGACGCUGUAUGAAGAGCUGCAUAUCAACAGCCAAUCCAUGCUAGGUCUGGGCGGAGACGAGGACAAACUGGAAAACGGAGGAGGGGGCGGAGGAGGCUUCUUCGAAUCCUUUAAGCGGGUGAUGCGCAGCAGAAGCCACUCUCUGGACACCUUGGGUUUCAGUAGCAGGAAGCACCCAGUCUCCUCUAGUCACAGCGGCAGUUUUACCCACAGCAACAACGGCCAUCGCCUCCACUCACCAGAGACCCCCAAAAUUCCCGGGAUAUCAUUGCUUGUCCCAGGGAAAAGUCCCAGUAAAUACGGACGUCGCGGCAGUGCCAUAGGGAUAGGAACGAUAGAAGAGUCUCUAAUCAUUCCUGGGAAAAGUCCUACCAGGAAGAAGUCUGGCCCGUUCAGCUCUCGCCGAAGCAGUGCUAUCGGCAUUGAAAACAUCCAGGAGGUGCAGGAGAGAAGCACUCAGAAAACUCCUGACAGUGGGCACGCCUCCCAGGACCCCAAGUCUGAAAACUCCUCCAAUCAGAGCUCCCCUGAGGUCCUCACUACUAAGAACAGCUCAGCCAUGUGUUGUAGGGCUCCCUCAAUCCCUGAAGCUCAGGACUUGUCCCGCUCCUCCUCGAAUGCCAGCAGCUUCGCCAGCGUGGUGGAGGAGAACGAGGCCGAAGCCCCGGACGACUACGACACAGGCAUGGAGAGCAUGUCUUCGGCAGGGACGCCACACAAGCGGGACUCCUUCACUUACAGCGCGUGGCUGGAGGACAGCAUGAGGAGCGUCAGCACCACCAGCAGGGGGAGCUGUCCCGCUGCAGGCAGACCCAGCCACCCAGAAGGCCGGAAGGGCAGUGAGCCAAAUCGCACGGACAUCCGCAUCAAGCUGGAACGACCGCACGACCACAAAUCGACAUCGAACUGCUAGCCUCCCCCAUCUGAUUGCUUCAUGGAUUUCCAUCGAAAGUGUCGCCCUCAGUAGCAUUCCCCUAAAAACACCCCCUCACAGAAGAGAGGUGAGCCCUGGUUCUGGCUGUGAUUGCUGACGGCGACGACGAUGAUGAUGCCGAAGAUAACUCCAGUCUGCCACUAGAGUGAGAGGGGACAGGACAUGAUCAUGUGACCAUGCUCUGCACCAGACUUCAUUUUAACCAGGUGGCACAGUGCAGAAGUGUGUGCAUGUGUGUAUAUAAGAGACAGAUAUUGGGGGCAGGGGGCGGGGUUGGGGUGGUUUCACAGGCUGACCUCAAUUAUACUGCAUGGCUACUUGUCUCUCAGUCCUCCCACUCAGCCUCAGUAUAGAAUUUAGUUUUUGGGUCUGUGUCUGAUGUGCUUUUUGCCCUGUGAAUCUGUGUGCUCAUUUAAUAAAGAACGCUGUCUGUUUAUUGUCCUAAAGCUGCAAACCCCCUGCACCCUGAAAAACAUGAACAUUUUCUGCAUUUCUGUGUUCAACAAGGUCUCUUUCAGAUCUACCACAAGGACGCCUGAAAUGUGUCUGAGGCAUUGAUAUCAGCAGGGGUUUUUUUGUUGCUGUUUUGUUGCUGUUUUGUUCCUUCAUUUGAUCUUGAAAUAACUGUUGAUACAGAUUAAAUUACUUGUGUUGCUUACAACUCAUGACAAAUGUGCAGUUAACGUAGACGUAUCGGUCGAUGUCGAAUCAAAGACGUUAAAGGCUAACGUAAAUGCUGGUAUGGGGAAGGAGCAGUCAGAGAAAGCAGAUGGAAAUGCAUCCCUGCAGAGUCCAGCAAACAAGGCCUGCAUCACUAGCAGUGAAAGACAAAAAGGGACAAGUUAAUUAUGCUUAACUCCAGUAAUUAUGGAGUGGAUAUUCUUUCUGCAGAACUUGCUAGCGACGUUACAUGUAAAUGCCUUAAUGCUCAAGCAGGUGAUUUAUGCAGGGGAAUUUUGUUUUGCACAAACCCGUUAAAUAUGCCCAGCUUCCGACUGUCUAGCUGUAUGUUACACUUUAACGUUACAGCACGUGUUUUGCCUUGCACUCAAAGUGAAGCUUCUUAGUUUGGUUUUGCCACAGUUACAGCCUAGUGUAUCAGGGUUGUAAUUCCAGUCUAGCGAUACAUGGUCCUUUAUUUGGGUCCUUGUUAUAGCCGUGGAAUGCUCCUCAAUUAUGUAGAACUUCAACAAUAUACAUCAUAUUGUCAGUUCUUUCAUAGACUUGGCAUUGUGUGUUAUGCUAACAUGAGUAUAAAUUGGUGUCUUGGUUGCUUUCGGUAUGUGGACACACAGGCCAUAUGUCCAGUAGACCUGUGGAGAGUAAUGAAAAAAGACUUGGAGGACUGAUGGGUGCCUUCUGAGCUACUAUGAAAAUCAAAUCAGAAAGGAUUUGGAUUAUAAAUAGACAUUGUAAAAUCCACUUCUCUGGGAUGCUUUUUGGAUAUUAAUUUUAGUCUUUGUAAUAUGUGUAUGCCAAAAUCUAAUCUCCGUUUACAAUGUAAAUUGGGAUUUUCCCAUUUAGAAUACUUUUUAAAAAAUUGUUGUUGUUGCUAUACUCUGCUUAAUCUGUAUCCAGAUAACAGUCCUGUCUGUUAACCUCAGCAAUGCCAAAAUCAUCGGGUGCCCUUAUUUAACUAAACAUGAUUGAUCACUGAAAAAUAACCAGCACAAAAUGGUGCAUUGUGUAUGAACUGAGUUGCCUUACUGUAAGAAAUGUCCAUGAUCAAGGAGGCUGUGAACUAGCUGUAGAUAUCACUGUUAAUGUACAUAUGAAGCUACGUGUUUGUGAAAAUAAUUAAGUUAACUGCCUGUUUGUGAUUGAUUGUCCCUUUAACCACUACAUGAUCAGAAUCAGAAUAACACUUUAUUAUUCAAGUAUAUUUGCACAUACAAGGACUUUAUCUUUGGUUACACAACAGCAAUCAAACCUGUGUAGUGCUCAUUAAUUACUUCAAUUCUUGUCAUGAUACACAGAAGUAGCAGGUUAAUGGGAGGAUUGCGUUUUAAUGAGCAUAUUUCAAAUCUGUCCCCCUUUCAUGUGUCAUUGUUGUGUGUUUACAUGUUGAAAUGCAGGUCUCAAGAUAAUGCAGCAUCAUUUCUGUAGUCGUACAAAAUAAACUAUGUUUGAAUGAAAUUGCUUUGGGCAACCUUGCUUGGCCUAUUUGUGCCCUGUUGUGAAUUGUGGUUCUUUUAUGCUACAAGUAUACAUAUUGUAGUUUCAGUGGUUUGGGGGAGAAAUCUGUGCUGUUCUAUGCAGGUUGUUGAUAAAACAUUGCUAUAUGCUCCUAUUAAACAACUACACACAUGACCGGUUUAUGCUUUUGUGCAGUCGACCUUGUAAAUACAGCUGUUUUGUACAUUGGCCUACUGCCGAGAAAAGAUGAAAUAAACAAACUUGGGUGUAAUGGUU
Molecule: messenger RNA, 5095 nt
Organism: Electrophorus electricus (electric eel)
Lineage: Eukaryota; Metazoa; Chordata; Actinopteri; Gymnotiformes; Gymnotidae
Gene: rap1gapa
Product: RAP1 GTPase activating protein a
Biological process (GO): regulation of small GTPase mediated signal transduction
Cellular component (GO): cytoplasm
Molecular function (GO): GTPase activator activity
Source: RefSeq, a predicted model, not a curated record